AUGCCUCAUGAUCAAAGUUCCAAGAAAUCUGUAAAAUGUAAACAUUCAAAUAAUAAUAAUAAUCAUAAUUGUGAACAUUCUAAAUUAUGUCAUCAAUCAUGUGGAUAUUGUUCACCGAAAUUAGCAUUUGAUUUAUUCUGUAGUUGUACAAGUGUACGUGGUAUGGCAAAAAUACGUCAAGGCCCAAAAGUAUUACGUAUUAUGUGGUUAACAUUUGUGUUAAGUAUGACAUUUCUAUUGUUAAGUUCAACAGCAUUAUUAAUUAAAGAUUUUUUAAAUUAUGAUGUCAGUGUACAUACUCAAUUGAUUAUGGAUAAUCCAUCACCAUUCCCAGCGUUGACUGUUUGUCAUCAACCACCAUUCUCCUAUGAAGCAUAUAAAUUAUGGAAUCAAUCGAAAAUUUUAUCCCCGUCACAAUAUAAUUUAUACAUGAGAAAAUUGAUUCUCGACGCAUUACAUAAAAAUGAUGUGAAUUCAGCUAGUUCAAUUUGGAGUUAUGAUAGUUUAAGUGUUUAUUAUCAAAAUUUAAAUUAUCAAGAUUCAUUAACUUUAGGACAUAAUCCAACAAUCUUCUUGAAUUGUAUGCGUAUCUUUUCACAUAUGUCAGCAUUUGAAGAUAAUUGUACUCUGUUAAGUGGUUAUCGUAUUAAACGUUUAUCACAUCAUCAAUAUUUAAAUUGUUACACAUUUGAACCGGUUAAUAUGAAUGCAGCAAAUGAGACAACAUUUUUAAGUUUAAUUGUUGGUAUGGGUCCAAGAGAUAAAGAUGUUAAUUUACAACAAGCUUUCCUACCGGAUGUCUUUGAACAAGCUCGUGGACUACGUGUAGUAAUACAUGAAGCUGGUACAAUGCCUGAUUUAGAAAAAAGUGGUAUUCAUGUUGAACCAGGUAAACUUAAUGAAAUCAAUUAUGAACCAAUUAGAUGGAAACGAUUGAAUACACCGAAACGACCAUGUAUUCGACCGAAUGAAUCACAUCAAUAUUUAGAUUUAGAUGUAAAAUAUAAUUAUACGCAUACACAAUGUUUAUUAGUACAUCAACAAAUUGAAAUCAUGAACAAUUGUCAUUGUAUUUAUGUUAUGCAUCCACGUUUAGUUUUACCAAGUAAAACUUUACCCUAUUGUGGUCAAUUAUGGCCACAUUUAAAUCAAACUGCAUUCAUAGAAAAAAUACUAUGUCUUAGUAAAUAUUUAAAUAAUUCUAUUAAACAAAAAUAUGAUGGACAAAUGUGUUUUCCACGUUGUGAAUUCUAUGAUUAUGAAAGUACUACAUCUGUUACAAAAUGGCGUGCAUAUCCAUGGCAAUUGUAUUGGUUACGUGUACAAAAUCAAGCUACUCAAUGGUUAUUAAAUUAUCAAGAAAAAUAUCCACAUCAAAAUAUCACUACAACAGCUGCAUUUAAAUUAUGGGAAUUUUAUUUAAACUAUCCUGAUUUAACACGUUUACCAAGAAAAAGUGAAUUAUUAAAAGAUUCAAGUAGAACAUUUUUAGAAAUCUCUUCAUUAUUACCGAAUUGGCCACCGGAAAAUUUAGAUUUAGACAGUGAAGAUUUUGCUUAUGUUAUAUUAAAACGUAAAUCACAAAGUACAGUUGAAAAAACGGAGAAAUUAAUUUUAAGUUUAUAUGUAUUAGUUAGUCGUAUAGGGGGUUUAUGUUCAUUGACAAUUGGAUUAACUGCAGCAUUUUUUGUGGAAUUAUUUGAAUUUGGUUAUUUAUUGUAUAGAAAUAAUGUUAAAUCUACAAUUAUUGUACAAACAGAAAAAUGUAUACAAUUACAAGAGAUACAACAACAAACUGAACAGAAAAAUUCAUGUUUAUCAUCACAUCAUAUGAAUACAUCCGUAGAACGUUAA
Molecule: messenger RNA, 1854 nt
Organism: Schistosoma turkestanicum
Lineage: Eukaryota; Metazoa; Platyhelminthes; Trematoda; Strigeidida; Schistosomatidae
Source: the annotation of a GenBank genome assembly